AAACAAAACCUAAUUUCCCAAUUUUUCAAAAUGAGACUGAGUUAGCUACUACGUGAGAGUGAGUUAGGUGGGAGAGAACCCUUCCACCGCCAUUUUCGCCAUCAUUUCUGCUGCCAUUUUCGCCGCCGGCACCGUCACCGUCACCAUGCCGUGUCAAUUGCGGUAGAGAGCUUCUCGAGCCACCUCUUCUAUCAACGCGUUUUCAGAUCUGUUCUUCUAUACGGUUAUUGCUGCCACAGUGGAGUUUCCACCGCCGUUGUUGCUGCCGCCGUUUCUGUCAUCACUGCCAUUGUUUUGCUACCGCCGUUGCCGUGGUAGAACGUUUCUGGAUCGAGUCACCUCCUCUGUUAACGCGUUUUCAGAUCUGUUCGGUCCCAAACUUCUUCUUCGACGCAACCUUCUCUCCCUCCAUAUUUCUCCUUCGAGCUUCCGCAGGAUUCUUCUCAACCUCAAGAACAGGAUCAUAGACUUGAUGAGGGGAGAGCCCAACAUCCAGAAGCAGUACUCAUACUCAUACUUGGAUUCAAUUUUUUAAUAAGUGAUACUUGCACCGUCCAAGAUACUACAUUUUUCAGUGAAUGCAUGUCACCGUCACUUUUAUUGUUUUCUGGCUCCUUUCUUUAAUAAAAGUCAUGCCAAGGAAAAAACGCAUAAAAAAUCCAUUGAAGUUUGUAGAUGAGAGGGAAAAUAACAAUGCUUCUCGUUCACUUCAACCUCCAGCACCAGCAGCAUUUGAAGAUACCACUAGUGUAGAGGCUAGUGAGGCUCCUUCUCAAGCUCCUUCUCAAGUCGUUGCAAAUUCCAUUUCAUCUGAUGGAGCCACACGUUGUUCUAACUCAAAGUCUUCAUCUGCUUGGAAUGUGGAGAUAAUUGACUCUACAAAUGUGAAGAAGAAGGCUAAGAUCAAAGUCAAGGAUGUUUGCAACUUACCUAGAGGAGAUCGUGUAAUUGUAGAGGUUGACGAAGAGGGUGCGGCAUAUGGCGAAGCACAAGGUUUACUUGCUGGCUAUUGUGGUAUAUUAGCAACUAAUGCACGUAUCUUUCCAAUUAGCUUUGAAAAGUGGUCAGGACAAGAAAAUGGUGGCAUGCCUAAGUCUUUCAAGGAUGAGUGCUUUGAUACAAUGAUAAAGCCCCACUUCCAUUUUACAAGCACAGAAAAGAUUGCCUACAGGUAUUGCAUUCAAAGUAUUGCAAAGAAGUGGGCAACAUAUAGGCAAAGAUUGUGGAAUGAGUUCUAUGAUCCAACCAUGAGAAGAGAAGCAUUGGUGAACAAUGUGCCUGAUGAUGUUCCAAGAGAUCAAUGGGCUUGCUUUGUCAAUUAUCGACUAAAACCGUCUACAGUUGAGCUUUGCAUGAAAAAUAAGGAAAAUCGAAGCAAGCAAACCAUUCCUCACACUUGUGGAUCUAAAUCCAACUCUCGGAGGCGACAUGAGAUGUACUUGGAAACAGGAAAGAAGCCUAGUAGAGGAAUGAUGUACAUCGAAACACAUAAGAGGAAGGAUGGAUCUUUUGUAAAUAACAAGGCAUUAACUAUAGUGGAACAAAUUGAGCUGAAUAUGACACCGUCAAAUACACAAUUUGAGGUGUCCCCUAAUGAUGCUGUUGGUAAAGUUUUGGGGCCUGAACCAGUGACGGAUCCAGAAAAUUUGAUUAGUGGGGGCAAAAUAUGUAUAACAUGAUAAUAAUUUUAUAAUUAUAUUUUAUUAUUAUAAAAUAUAAUUAAUCUUCUAGUUAUUUAACUAAUAAAUUAAAACACUUAUAUAGUAAUUUAAAUAAUAACAUAUAACUUAGAAUUUUAUCCUUUUAAAUUUGAUAUUUAAAAAAAAUUGAUAAUUCUUUUAUUAUCAAUACAAUUAAAUAUUUUAUUUUUUAUAUAUAUUAAUAAAUAAUUCUUUAAAAAUUAAUGUCUUAUAAGAUUACAAAAUUGACUCUUUAUAAUAUUCAUAAUUAAUUUUUUUUAAUUAAUAUCGUUACUAAAAAAACUAGAACUAACUUCAAAAGAAGAAAAUCAAUAGAUAUUCGUAUAUUUAGAUGUUACUUUUUAUUUUAACUGUUAUUUAUUGUUAGUUAAUAUUACUAUAUUUCAAAAUUUAAAUUAUUAAUGGAUCUUAUUAUUCAAAAAUAUUUAACCAUGUAAUAAAAAUAUAUAAUAAUAUAAUUACAAAAUAAAAUACAAAAUAAUUGAAUGAAUUAAAAAUAAAAAAAUAAAAAUAAAUCUUUAAUUGAAUCAAAAAAAAUUAAAUAAUGAAGUUAAGGAGUCUUACUAAGAGCCAUAGAAUAAAAAAAGAAUAAUAAAAGAAGAGAAUUAGAAAGUUAGAGAGCAUACAAAAAUUGUUUUUAGUACUUAAAUUUAAAUAACUGACUUAAUUUUUUAUUAUUUUUAUUAUUAUUAUUUAAUUAUUUUUAUAAUUAAUAUAGUAUUAUUAUAAAAUAGUGAGAUUUUUUUCUAUAUAUUAUGAAAACAGAAAUAGAUUAAAAAAAAUUAUAGUGGGGUCAAAUUUAUUUAUUAAGUGGGGGUAAAUAAAUUUUUAUUCCAUAUACUACAUGUAACUUAACAAAAUUUUAGUGGGGGCACUUGCCCCCACAUCCCCUAAGGUAGAUCCGUCUCUGGCCUGAACACUCUGGGAGAGUUCGUUGCAUGGGCAUGGGAGCAGCGCCUACAAAUACCUUUAGGAAUGUGAGAAGCCGGCUUAAUGGGAUGACCAUCUCCACUAAUUCAGCUGUAUCUUCUUCGCCUACUACUGCUGCAAUUUUACAGGAAAAGAUCAAUAAUUUGGAGUUUGACUUACAUAAUUCACAGCAAAAGGU
Arachis stenosperma is the source of this 2808-nucleotide messenger RNA. RefSeq lists its product as uncharacterized. The coding region runs from base 579 to 1679 and encodes 366 amino acids. The transcript has 10 exons. NCBI's taxonomy places the organism in Eukaryota, Viridiplantae, Streptophyta, Magnoliopsida, Fabales, Fabaceae. The record is from RefSeq and is a predicted model, not a curated record.